This is a messenger RNA of Pleuronectes platessa (European plaice), 1143 nucleotides long. It is a transcript of the gene sp5a, whose product is annotated as Sp5 transcription factor a. The coding region runs from base 1 to 1143 and encodes 380 amino acids. The transcript has 2 exons. Gene Ontology annotation, biological process: regulation of transcription by RNA polymerase II. Lineage: Eukaryota; Metazoa; Chordata; Actinopteri; Pleuronectiformes; Pleuronectidae. The record is from RefSeq and is a predicted model, not a curated record. Gene Ontology annotation, molecular function: RNA polymerase II cis-regulatory region sequence-specific DNA binding; DNA-binding transcription factor activity, RNA polymerase II-specific.
AUGGCGGCGGUGGCGGUGCUGCGGAAUGAGACACUCCAGGCUUUUCUUCAGGAUCGCACUCCGAACUCCUCUCCAGAGAACUGUAAGCACUCUCCGCUGGCUCUCCUGGCCGCCACUUGUAACCGGAUCGGGCACCACCACGGAUCCAACCACACCGACUUCCUCCAGGUCCAGUACGACCCCACUCUGGGCUCCCCCUCGCGUUUGUUUCACCCGUGGACUAGCGAGGGGAACCCCCAGAGCAGCCUGGCCGGCAACUCCACUUUCGGACUAUCCUCCAAGCCCCAGCUGACCGCGCACAUCCAGAGCUCCUUCAGCGCGCACCACGAACUGCCCCUCACCCCUCCGGCGGACCCCUCGUACCCCUAUGACUUCUCCCCCGUGAAGAUGCUGCCUUGCUCCAUGCAGUCCCUGCAGUCCACCUGCCCCCCCACCUACGUCCCCGCCGUCAGCUACGCGGCCCCUGCUCCCAUGCCGACCGCGAUGUCAAGUUUUGUCACGGGACCCUCCGGCCUUAUGCACCACCACCACCACCACCAGCAGCAGAGACAGUUGUCCCCGAACCCCGGGGAGGAUAUUCCGUGGUGGAGCCUGCAGCAGGGGAACCACGUCAGCCACUCUGCCUCCCUGGGUCACCACCGCUUCCAGCUGCAGCGGGGCUUGGUGCUGGGACACACGGACUUUGCGCAGUACCAGACGCAGAUCGCCGCGCUCCUGCACACCAAGUCCCCGCUGGCGACUGCGCGGCGGUGCAGGAGGUGCAGGUGUCCCAACUGCCAGUCGUCCACGUCCAGCGACGAGCCGGGCAAGAAGAAGCAGCACAUCUGCCACAUACCGGGCUGCGGGAAAGUUUACGGGAAAACGUCGCACCUGAAGGCGCACCUGAGGUGGCACUCCGGGGAGAGGCCGUUCGUGUGCAACUGGCUGUUCUGCGGCAAGAGUUUCACCAGGUCGGACGAGCUGCAGAGACACCUGAGGACUCACACGGGGGAGAAGCGCUUUGUGUGCCCGGACUGCUGCAAGAGGUUCAUGAGGAGUGACCACUUGGCAAAACACGUGAAAACGCACCAGAACAAAAAGGGCAAGUGCCACGACAAGACUCUGGACCACGUCAAAAGGGAGGACACGAGGAAUAUGUUGUAA